Molecule: messenger RNA, 1820 nt
Organism: Aethalodelphis obliquidens (Pacific white-sided dolphin)
Lineage: Eukaryota; Metazoa; Chordata; Mammalia; Artiodactyla; Delphinidae
Gene: MVD
Product: mevalonate diphosphate decarboxylase
Exons: 10
Coding region: 38-1240 (400 amino acids)
Biological process (GO): isoprenoid biosynthetic process; isopentenyl diphosphate biosynthetic process, mevalonate pathway
Cellular component (GO): cytosol
Molecular function (GO): diphosphomevalonate decarboxylase activity
Source: RefSeq, a predicted model, not a curated record
CUGCUGCCGGGAGCUGGGAUCGCGCUGUUUUUCGGCCAUGGCCUCGGAGAAGCGGCUCGAGGUGGUGACCUGCACCGCGCCGGUCAACAUCGCGGUCAUCAAGUACUGGGGAAAGCGAGACGAGGAGCUGAUCCUGCCCAUCAACUCCUCUCUGAGCGUCACGUUGCACCAGGAUCAGUUAAAAACCACCACAACGGCCGCCAUCAGCAGGGACUUCACAGAGGACCGGAUUUGGCUAAAUGGCCGGGAAGAGGACGUGGGGCAACCGCGCCUCCAGGCCUGCCUGAGGGAGAUCCGUCGCCUGGCCCGCAAGCGGAGGAGCGACGGCCACGAGGACCCGCUGCCCCUCAGCCUCAGCUACAAGGUGCACGUGGCCUCGGUGAACAACUUCCCCACGGCCGCGGGCCUGGCCUCCUCAGCGGCAGGCUACGCCUGCCUAGCCUACGCCCUGGCCCGGGUCUAUGGCGUGGAGAGUGACCUGUCGGAAGUGGCCCGCAGGGGCUCGGGCAGCGCCUGCCGCAGCCUGUACGGCGGCUUCGUGGAGUGGCAGAUGGGGGAGCGGGCCGACGGGAAGGACAGCAUCGCCCGUCAGGUGGCCCCCGAGUCACACUGGCCGGAACUCCGUGUCCUCAUCCUCGUGGUGAGCACCGAGAAGAAGCCGACGGGCAGCACGGUGGGCAUGCAGACCAGCGUGGAGACCAGCGCCCUGCUCAGGUUCCGGGCCGAGGCGCUGGUGCCGGCACGCAUGGCCGAGAUGACCCGCUGUGUCAGGGAGCGCGACUUCCAGGCCUUCGGCCAGUUGACCAUGAAGGACAGCAACCAGUUCCACGCCACCUGCAUGGACACCUUCCCGCCCAUCUCCUACCUCAACGACACGUCCCGGCGCAUCAUUCAGCUGGCGCACUGCUUCAACGCGCACCACGGGCAGACCAAGGUGGCGUACACGUUUGACGCGGGCGCCAACGCUGUGAUCUUCACCCUGGACGACACUGUGGCCGAGUUUGUGGCUGCCGUGAGGCACACCUUCCCCCCCGAGUUGAACGGAGACAAGUUUCUGAAGGGGCUGCCCGUGGAGCCUGUCCCGCUCUCGGAUGAGCUUAAGGCUGCGCUGGGUACGGACCCCACCCCCGGGGGCAUCAAAUACAUCAUUGCCACUCAGGUGGGACCCGGGCCUCAAGUCCUGGAUGAUCCUGGCGCUCACCUCCUGGGUCCCGAUGGUCUGCCGAAGGCAGCCGCCUGACCGCCUCCUCGACGGAGCCCUGGCCGCCACCGGGAGAAGAGGCCGCUUUGCUGGGACUGGGAACCGGGUGUGGCGGCUGCCCGGCGUGCUUGUUGGGAUUUGUGCGUGGCCGCCUGGCUCCGGGCUGUGGCCUAGUUGGACAGUGGGACAACGCCUGCAGGUGCCCAGGCGGUCAGGAGCAGGGCCGCCAGGUGUCUCACCUUUCCCCGACCUGCGCCCAGCACCUUGCUGAGAUGGGAGCCUGGUUCCGGAUCCAAGCACUGGGGGACCGAGCCGGCCAGUGGGGAGCUGCCAGUGCAUCGCCAAUAAAGGGCUCUGGCCCUGAACUCGGGGGUCACUCCCACUGCCCCCAACAGCAGCUUGACCACUGGAGAUGAUGGCGUGUCAGGGGUCCCCCCUCGGAGCUGGAGCACGGGCCACCGCACAGGGUGCGACCUCAGGACACCCCCGUGAAGUGCUCCGCCUGACCCUGAGCCCAGGCCCCCGAGUGGGUACAGGGUGUCUUCACAGAAAGACCCGCGUUGUGUCUGUGGGGACCGGGGAGCAGCACCAAGGCCGCAGUAAAGGCAGUUCGACGAGC